AUGCCUCCGGAGCCAAGUCCGAUGAUCCAAGCUCUGCCCGACCUGAGGGCAGCCAUGCGGGAGUACUACAAGAACACCAUGUACCCCGCUGCCUACAGUCCUGGGAAUUUCACAUCCAAAGAAAAGUACAAGCCAGUUUUUGUCAAUGAGAACAAAUACAUGUCCUGGAGAACAAGUCCAAGCACUACAGUCUGGAAUAGGGGAUCUUCUUACCUCCCUCUCCUGCCCAAGGAAACAAGGAUGAACACAUUGCUGUACAGCAUACCUGUAAUGUGCCCCCUGAGACCCAUGUGCCUCAAUCAGUAUGAGAAGAUGGUGAUUGCUGACAUGAUGCAUAGAGUUCCAGUGUACAGUGUGACAGGGAGGAUACCCUUCCAGAGCUACUACGUCCCCUGCUCUGGGCGACACUGCUGCCUGCGAGGGAUUGACUACAUACUAGAGGCGAGGGCU
This is a messenger RNA of Nestor notabilis (Kea), 450 nucleotides long. RefSeq names its product spermatid-specific manchette-related protein 1-like. Gene Ontology annotation, molecular function: alpha-tubulin binding. The transcript has 4 exons. The annotation marks the transcript as partial. Gene Ontology annotation, cellular component: perinuclear region of cytoplasm; manchette. Lineage: Eukaryota; Metazoa; Chordata; Aves; Psittaciformes; Psittacidae. The record is from RefSeq and is a predicted model, not a curated record.